CCAGUAGCCACUUUGGCUCAAGCCCGCAGCAGCCUUCGGCGGGUCGCAAAGAGCCUCGGGCAGCGGAGCCAUGACACCUUCCACCGGCGCCAGAGGCGCGGAGCCGUCAGGGUGCUGCCAGGGACUGCACGGCUGCCUGCCGUGGUGGCCGGCAUCGAGCGAUCCCCGAUUGCCGUCCCAGGCUUGGUCCCAGGCGGUGGAGCCCGUGCAGCCCAGGGCGGCCAAGGAGGUGGCUGCCCUACUGGGCAAGGGCAGCCUGUUCCGGCAGGGUUAUGACAAUGCCAGUCUCCCAGUGUCUACUUUCGAGAAGGAGCUUGCAGCGUAUAUGGGCUUCAAGUUCUGCGUAGCAGUCAACUCGUACAGCUCCGCACUGUUUCUUGCUCUCCGAGCUGUUGGUGUGGAGAACGGGGCCAAGGUGCUCUGCAACGGCGUGGCCGGCAGGGCAGUGGCCUCGGCAGUGCAGCACGCCGGCGCCGCGCCCGUGCCAGUGGAGAGCAUGGGCGACCUCAGGGUAGACGCCGCCGACCUCGCGUGGAAGGCGGACCAGAGUGGCGCGCAGUACCUGCUCCUGUCCCACGUCUGCGGCGUCCUCCCCGAGCUGGACACGGUGACUCAGAUCUGCAGGGAUCGAGGCGUCAGGCUCCUGGAGGACUGCGCGGACUCGCUCGGCGUGUGGGUCGACGGCCGCCACGUUGGGCACCACGGUGGAGUCUGCUGCAUCUCGGCGCAGCCAGGGACGGUCCUGAACGCUGGGCAAGGCAAGGGCGGCUUCGUGCUGACCGACGACCCCGCCGUGGCCGCCAGGACGGCAGCGAUGGCCGGCUGCUACGGCCCGGGCUUCAGGAGGCACUUCGCCGCGACGGAGUGCCCGGCGCUGGAGGAAAUCGAACGCGGCCUUUGCCCAGAUUUCGGCCUCCAGAUGUCGAACGUAGCGGCCGCGGUGCUCAGACCGCAGCUGUCCUCGCUCGAGCACCGGGUGCUCGAGGCCAACCGCCGCCACGCGCGCCUCGCGUCCCGCCUGCUGGACCGCGCGUCCCGCGACGGCCUCGCGGCGGAGACGGGUCUCAGGGUGGCGCAGCCGUCGCCGCAGGCGCGGCCUUGCUGCACCAGCCUGCUGCUGUGGGUGGACAGCCUCGGCGUGGAGGCGUCGGCGAGGCUGGUGGCGGCGGCUCAGGCGCGCGGCGUGCCGCUGCAGGCGCUCGGCAGUGCGGCGGGCGGGACGGACCGAGGAGCACUCGACGACGUCAAGAGUGAGGUGGCCUCGCUGGCGGGCCAGAGCGCCUCGUCCGCGGCCGGCAGCCUGCUCGCGCCGCGCAGCGGCUACCUCUGCCCCAGGACUGCGGCGCUGCUGCGCAAGACCUACCUGCUCGGCAUCCCGCCCCGGCUUUCGCGCGGCGACUGCGACCGCGCCGCGGACGCCCUCGCGGCUGCUCUCGGGGAGGCCUCCGCGGUGGAGCGUGCCGGGUCGAGGGAGGAGGUGUCGCCAGCGUACAGGCGGAGUUCAGCGCGCGCACAGCAGUUUCUGCCAUACCCCUCGGAGGGCUCCCAGUCGGCCGCCGCGAGCGUCAGGAGCGUCGGCGGCGCGAGCAGCGUGCCCUUUAGCAGCGGCGGCUGCCGCAGCCACGCCAGGCUGCCAGAAGGCCCGCUCGUGUCGCCGCAGGUGCCGGUGCCCAGCGACGCGGGGGCUGGCGAGCUGGUGCGCAGGCAGCUGUCGCUGGCAGGCCACAGUCGCCUCCAGAGCGCGGCGCCGCCGGCCACGCCGCCGCAGCCUUUGCGGGUGUUCUUUGCGCCCGCGGGGCCUACGUUGGGCUACCCUGUGGGCACGUCCCGCCUCUCGUCUGGGGCGUCCACGCCGGUGCAGGUGGCCUACCUGCGUGCACGGCCAGGCGCUCCGCCGUGGCCGCAUGGAGGCAGCUUGCCGUGCCAGCUCAGCUCCCUGAGGGACGCCGCCCCUCGCCUGCCGACAUGCCAGGAGUCCCCGCACGCGGCCCCGGGCUCGCCAGAGCGGCCGUCGCCGCGCGACUUGACCGACUCGCAGGUGGGCCUCAAGGCCAGCACCCCGAGCACCGGCCUUCCCAGCCCGGUUCGCCCAGAGCGGCCCCCCGCGCCGGCGCUGACCCCCGUGGCCUCGGCGCUGUCGCUGGCGGCGGUCGCGGCGGCCACGGCGCCCGCGGUGACACCGCCGAGCGAGCCUGGCCCUCUGGAGCAGCCCUCGGCGCAUAGCCAUUUCGCGCCGCUGCAGCACCCGCCGCCAGCGUUUGCCCCGCAGCUGCCGCGCAGCACCAGCGAGGCCAGCGCGCACACCGUGGACCUGGCCCUGUACAACGCCCUGGCCCAGGCGCCCUGGAGCUCCGCGCUGCCCGCGAGGGCUGCGCCGCUGCCGCCGAGGCCGCGGGCGCCCGAGGAGGCUUUCCACAUCGUCCCUGAUGAAGCUCGCAAGAAGGUGGCCAAGCGCGCCUCUCGGAGAAGAAAGUUGCGGAAGGAUGCCGACGAGAGCGACGACGUGGAUGAAGAGGGUCUACCUCCAUGGGGCAAGCGCCCGCCGAGCUCUGGCUUCUGGUCUGAGCUCUCCGCCCUGUGGAGCUGAUGUCCAAGCCUCGACUGAGAAAAAACGCCAUAAGCAGUGCGCGUCGGUCUGCGAUGGCAUUCUGGCGAGCUUCUUGUUGCCCGCCCUCUUGCACGCAGAGGUUUCGUGCGGCGCGCAAAUGUCGCACGCAGAGCUUUAGUGCGAGGCGCAAUCGUUUAAUCAUUUCUCACGUCGCACCCUCUGUCUAGCAGUGGAGCGCUCCAUCGCGUGUAGGAUCUUUUUUUCGUGGCGAUCUCUGGGGACACGACGCUUUCGCUCGCAGAGCGCCGCCGCCCUCCCCUUUCCUGCUCUCGAUCUCGCGGCCUCCCUGGACCAGGAGGAGGAUCCGCGGGAGGCGUCGUGGAGUCCGUCGGCGCGAAAACAUAAUGAUGCGUUUGGAGUGUCGGCCGCCAGAA
Prorocentrum cordatum is the source of this 2982-nucleotide messenger RNA. Lineage: Eukaryota; Dinophyceae; Prorocentrales; Prorocentraceae. The record is from the annotation of a GenBank genome assembly.